Anastrepha ludens (Mexican fruit fly) is the source of this 1362-nucleotide messenger RNA. Its product is annotated as protein kinase 4-like. Bases 1 to 1362 code for a protein of 453 amino acids. The record is from RefSeq and is a predicted model, not a curated record. The transcript has 3 exons. NCBI's taxonomy places the organism in Eukaryota, Metazoa, Arthropoda, Insecta, Diptera, Tephritidae.
AUGAAUUGGUUGCCAACUUGGUUAUCGACAGACAGCAAAUUCAUGACGCAAAUUUUGAAGUCUCAAGCUACUUACAAGCGAAAUUUCGACAAGGGCAGAAAGGCGGAAAUAGGCUACACGGGUGAAGAUCUAGUGGCGAUCAAGCGCACUCAACUUGUGGCUGGGAAAUUGUUUUCCAGAGAAUAUCUGGGCCCUUAUGAAAUCAUCAAGGUUAAACGCAAUGGUCGAUACGACGUCCGCAAAGCAGCACACGUAGAGGGUCGGAAGUACGCCGAAUGCUGCGAAGAGAUCCUGUCAUCAGAGGCGGAUGACGAUAAUCAGGACCGUCGAAUGUUACAGUGGUUAGCUGAGCUGGCGAUGCUUGUACAGCAACAACAACAACCACAAUAUCAAGAGCAACAACAUCAACAACAACAACAACCAAUCCAGUGGCUGUCAAACAAAGGUAUCAUCCAGCAGUUUCGCCAGCUAAGGCAGCUCGACGACCAACAUGAUGUGUUAGCUUUUAUAAAAUCUGUGGAGUUCCUCAUGACAUUAUGCCAGGGAAACGCAUUGCUGAUCCAGUUUGGCACUAGCAUCGUCGCUAAUGAAAAGGUGUCGGGAACAGCAGCAAAUUUCAUCAGACAAUUGGGGAUGGAGCCUAGCUGGGACCAAAUGAAGACCAAACUGAUGGAGCAAAUGCGACCCAGGAUGACCUACGAGGACGUAUUCGAUAGAUGCAGAUUCAUCAAAGUGAGUAGUUUAAGAGAUUUGUUCCAGGAGUUUGAGAAAGCAAAGUGCGAAAUAAAUAAAAUAUAUAUGUUCGACGAAUCCAAACCAGCCAUGUAUGAAAAUGAUAAAGUAGAUAGAGAUUUGUUAAACAUGCUAACGAAUAAAAUAGACACUCCAUUCAGGAUUCAUGUCGAUCAGGGCAUAUCUAUGCAUACUUUACAAACGAAAUAUUCAAAUAUUAAAGCACUGGACGACCCCAGAGCUAUUUUACAGAGGUAUAGAAAAAAUUCGAACAAUACCUAUAACAAACAGGCUAACACUAACACUAGCACCACUCAUAAAAACGCAACCCAGAAUAAUCAGUUUGCUAGUAAUAAUAACAAUACCAAACAGAAUCAGGGUGGCCGGCCAAACACCAAUAAUAACGCCGGCCCACCUCAGAGUGACCAAGUCAACCAACAGUCGUAUAACAGGUCACAACCCACCCAAAACCCAAAUUUUAAACCUAACUAUAACAACAAGGGUAACAGCUCAAAACAGACAAGAAUGUCUCAUAUGAGCGUUGACACUCAAAAGAAUGAUCCCAUACCCAUGGAGAUUGGGACUUUAGAAGAAAAUCAGGCAGAAGAAGAAGAGGAAGAACAGCCUUAA